UGGACGCCGCCGCCAUUGCCGAUUCCCCCACACCAAUCCACACAACACUCCACCUCCGCCGCCUCUCCAGCGGACGGAAGCCAAGCGCGCUACGGCAGCAACGGCGAGCGCGGGGGGGAUGGAGGGGCGGAAGGCGGCCGGGGCUGGGGCUGGGAUGGUGGUGGUGGUGGCGGAGGAGGGGGCGGCGCCGCUGCUGGCGCCCGCGCCUGGGGUGGAGGAGGAGGAGGAGGGGAGGCGGCGCCGGGUGAGGGGAGGGGGAGGGGCGACGUCGGCGCAGACGCUGGGGAAUGUGGUGGUGUCCAUCGUGGGGACCGGGGUGCUCGGCCUCCCCUACGCGUUCCGCGCCGCCGGCUGGGUCGCCGGCUCGCUCGGCGUCGCCGCCGCCGGCUGCGCCACCCUCUACUGCAUGCUCCUCCUCGUUGACUGCAGAGAUAAAUUGGAAGAGGAAAAAUCUGAAGAAGCCUGCCAUGGUCAUUAUACAUAUGGUGAUUUGGGUGAGAAGUGUUUUGGAACUAUAGGUCGAUGCUUGACAGAAAUUCUCAUCCUUGUUUCCCAAGCAGGGGGUUCUGUAGCUUACCUAAUAUUCAUUGGCCAAAAUCUUCAUUCGGUCUUCAGCCAUUUCAUGUCACCAGCUGCCUUCAUCUUUGCCAUCCUCCUGCCUGUGCAGAUAGCUCUAUCAUUCAUUCGUUCACUAUCUUCUCUAUCCCCAUUCAGCAUAUUUGCAGAUGUGUGCAAUGUUCUUGCUAUGGCAAUUGUUAUCAAAGAUGAUCUUCAGCUUUUUGAUCACCCAUUUGCAAAUAGAAGUGCUUUCAACGGACUAUGGUCAAUACCAUUCACGUUUGGAGUUGCAGUCUUCUGCUUCGAAGGAUUCAGUAUGACUUUGGCACUCGAAUCAUCAAUGGCAGAACGGAGAAAAUUUCGCUGGGUACUUUCUCAAGCAGUUGUUGGUAUCAUAAUUGUCUAUGCAUGUUUUGGAGUUUGUGGAUACUUAGCCUAUGGUGAGGCCACUAAAGAUAUCAUAACACUUAACCUGCCCAAUAGUUGGUCUUCUGCUGCCGUUAAGGUUGGUCUAUGCAUAGCACUGGUAUUCACAUUUCCGGUCAUGAUGCACCCAAUCCAUGAAAUCGUCGAGGCAAGAUUCCAAUCAAGUGCAUGUUUCCAGAAGCUUUCGCAGAAGGUUCGUAGCGCUGAAUGGCUAGGUCUGCACUCAAGCCGCAUCAUCAUGACAGAUGUGAUGCUGUCGAGGUUCCAGAUGGGUCAUGGGAGCUGCACUCUUGGAACCAUUCUCUGCAACCAAAUUGAUCUUGUUCAGCAAUUGGGGAAGAUGGCCCAGCUGAGGAAACUGCGGAUAGGAAACGUCAAGAGGAUGCAUUGUGAACCACACUGUUCUCAUCUCUUGGUGCAAUGCAUUUUUCACCUGCAUUUCAAUCCUGGUGGUUUCAUGCCCAUCCCAUCGUCGGUCUUGACCAUUUUGACUUCCUCAUUAAACUUUAACCACUAAUCGUUUCUGAAUAGUCAGACUAAAAUGAACACCGUAAAUAUAGAUUAAGCUGAGCUGAGGUAUGCGCUUUUAUGGUUGUAAAAAAUAUAGAUUAACUGAGCUUAAUAUACUGGUCCUGUCCACCGUUUAUUUUUCUCAUGCUAAUUAAUAUAUGGAGGGGGUGGGUAUGUUGAAGUGUUAAUUGCGGAAGCUGGGACUAACAGAUUCACGGUUCACAGCCUGUGUUGGAGUGACAUUUUUCAUAAAUUGAACUUCUGUGGAUUUUCAUGUAACACAAGUUCCCAAAUUUUGUCGGCCAAUAAAUUACUGAACCAGAGGAGAAGGAUUGCCAUUAUAUAC
Messenger RNA from Oryza brachyantha (malo sina), 1840 nucleotides. RefSeq names its product amino acid transporter ANT1-like. Bases 119 to 1501 code for a protein of 460 amino acids. Gene Ontology annotation, molecular function: amino acid transmembrane transporter activity. The record is from RefSeq and is a predicted model, not a curated record. Lineage: Eukaryota; Viridiplantae; Streptophyta; Magnoliopsida; Poales; Poaceae. Gene Ontology annotation, cellular component: vacuolar membrane. Gene Ontology annotation, biological process: amino acid transmembrane transport. The transcript has 4 exons.